UCCAAUAAUUAUUCGUGAGGCAACAAUUCGAAGAAUAAUCGAGACUUUUCCAGAAAAACAAACUCUAGGAUAAGAUAAACAGCCAAUACGAUUACUUGACCGACUAUCAGUCUGAGAGAAAACUCCUCAACUGGCCUAAACCCGGCGACACAGUCGUUUUAGCAGCCAUUUGUCUUGUGGAACCAACAGGGAUCGACAUUUCUCCAAAACGGAUCUACAUUUUCUGAAAGUAUGAUGGCCAUCUUUAAACGGGAUCAACUGAAAACCUAUGUGGUGGCGUGCGCCUUUUUAGGACUCUGUGGCUGGAUGGCUGUUCUGCAAACGAGAUAUGAACGCAGGAUAAAGCUACUUGAAGAAGAAGGAAGUGUUCGGGUGAAACGUAGUGCCGGAUCCUCUGGUCAAACCGUUGGUGGCGCUACAUACAUUCGCUGGGGUCGCACAGUUUGUCCUGCUGAUGCAGAAUUAGUAUAUGCAGGUUACGGAGGAGCUCAGCACUAUACCCAUGUAGGUGGUUCUGCCGAGUAUAUCUGUGUAUCCGACAAACCAGAAUACGCCUCGAAGACGGCUGCAGGGGAAACCGACCGAGCAUGGCUGAACGGAAUCGAACUCCAAGUAUUCGUUACGAAUUUCUUUAGCACUGCCAACGCUGAUCCGAAUGGCCUCCACGAUUCCGAUCUCCGAUGUGCAGUAUGCAGGAAUAGAGUUCGCACCAGCAUGCUCAUGAUUCCAGGAACAAAGUCAUGCCCAGGUAACUGGCAGCAGGAGUACUGGGGCUACCUGAUGACGGGACAUUACAAACACAAGGCUGCCUACAGCUACGCAUGCGUGGAUGAUGCACCAGAAGCUGGGGGUGAAAAUGGCGCCAGAAAUGAUGACGGAGGACUGAUGUACCACGCACAGGGUUCGUGUGGCUCUCUGCCAUGCCCUCCGUACGUCCAAGGCUUCGAGAUGACAUGUGUUGUUUGCACAAAAUAGAGAAUCCAAGCGUUCAAACGGCCUGAGACGACACCACCAUUUGCUUUUAACACGUUUUCUAUUAAAGACGAAAUUCGCGCUCCUCGAAUUAUAGGUUUAAGUUGAGGACGGAGCUUUUGAUAUGUCUUUCUGCUUGUUUCCAGCUAUUCAGAAACAGAAAUUAAAGUAGGUCACCACCUCCUAGAUAAGUAAAAUAUGCCUAAAUAUCAAUCCAGCAUCCAGAAAAUUUCUGCUAGUUUCAAUACAAAACGCAUAAACUGCCACCUGUUAUGAACAUGAUACACUGAUUAUAUUGAUACACUGAUUAUAUGUUGCACUCUUGCAGUCAGUUGCAAUCAAUGAAUCGAGUUGCAGUUCACAUUUCUGUCAUUAUUGCAAGACAAAGCCAUCGCACGUUAAGCGAUUCAUUAUUGCAGCUACAGUAUUCAUUAAUGGGUUACAAAGAAUCGCAAGUGUUUAAACGAGAAUAGAAACAAGAAAUCCCCGUGUCUCUCGCUAAUCAGCAAAUACAUAAAGUAGUUGCAAAGAAUCGCAAAUAGAACGCUGACUGAGCAAUGGGUUGCAACUCUACUUUAUACUUAGGUGUAUCUCAUUAGAUCAGGUGAUUUUAAAUGAUUUGAAUAAUUUAGGAACAGUACAAGGCAAAUAUUACGUUUUUGCCCAAUACCACACAGUUUAGAGAAUUCAGACCUAGCCGAAUGCACGGUCUAUUGUCUCCUUAAAAACCCCGCUCUUACCUCAGCCAAUAUUUUCAUUAUUCUACUGUCAUAUCAAAGUGUUAUCAGGGCUAAUCUUGAUAUCAUCGACCCCCACGAAAAAGCUUCCAUGGGAUCGUUAGGCCUAAACCGACAAGGGCAAUUAAACGGUAAUGAAGAGUCAUAUAAAACAAAGCCGGCAAAGGUUUUAUAAAGUGUAUGUAACCAUAGCUGACAUAGCGUGUAAAUCUCGAUGUCCUUGAAAAAUACUUGGUAAAGAAAUAAAAGGAACUGGCAAUAGCCUGCAUGUCAAUAAUCACUUCAUUCUUUACCUGUAAGUUUUCAUGAAGCAGGAAAAAAACAGCCCUAGCUAAUAGCGUCAUCUUGGAACCACCAAGGUUUUUACCUCUCAUCGAUUUCAAACUAUAUUAUCACUGUUUAUUGAAAAGGAGUAUGAAAAUAUGAGAAUCAGAUUGAUAUAGCGUGUAAUCUCAUCGGUCUUGAAAAUUAUCUCAUAAUCAAACGGAACAAACUGCCAAUAGCUUGUAUAGCGUGAAAGAUCUCAUUCUAGAAUAUUAUCUAAUAAUCUAAUGAACAAACUGCCAAUAGCUUGUAUAGCGUGAAAGAUCUCAUUCUAGAAUAUUAUCUAAUAAUCUAAUGAACAAACCGCCAAUAGUUGUAUAGCUAUUAUUCUCGUCCUUGAACAUCAUCAUUUUUCUAAACAGCAAUAGCUUGCUAACAUAGCAUGUAAGUGUUGUCUUUCGUGAAAAUUAUUAACAGAUAUAUUGUAGUCAAAUAAAGCAAA
Lineus longissimus is the source of this 2475-nucleotide messenger RNA. RefSeq lists its product as uncharacterized. The transcript is spliced from 5 exons. The record is from RefSeq and is a predicted model, not a curated record. The coding region runs from base 232 to 975 and encodes 247 amino acids. NCBI's taxonomy places the organism in Eukaryota, Metazoa, Nemertea, Pilidiophora, Heteronemertea, Lineidae.